UCUGAUGGGGGAGUAGGUCCCAAGAUUUUCCUCAGGUUGAUGAUGGCGGAUAGCCUGAUUUUAGCAGCAAUAUGUCAAGAAACGACGUCGUAUCCCCUAGCAAAAAACAACAAAGACUGAUAUUGACAUUAUCACUCACCUACUACUUCAUCAUCUUCUUCUGCUACAAUAUUAUGCUAUUUCUUAUCAACACUUAAACCACCUAACAUUCUCUCUGCCACCAUUGUUGCAAGCUAAGAAUCAUCGAAUGGAAUCAAGCGGCACCGUUUUGUCGGCUUCUUCAUCUUCUUCUGCUGACGGGGCGCAAAUGAGGAGCGGUGGAGCAGGAGCAGGGGGAGAAUUAAGGAGAAAUGCAACCCUAAUUUGUGCGCCAAUUAUGGCGGAUUCUGUUGAUAAAAUGUUGAUUUUGAUACUUAAAGCUAAAGAAAUUGGUGCUGAUCUUGUUGAAAUUCGUUUAGAUAGUUUAAAAACCUUUACUAAUCCUCACAAUGACCUUAAUACCCUCAUCACUCGUUCUCCUCUGCCCACUCUUUUCACUUACAGACCAAAAUGGGAGGGUGGUCAGUAUGAUGGUGAUGAAAAUGAAAGAUUGGAUGUACUUAAAUUGGCCAUGAAGUUGGGAGCUGAUUACGUCGAUGUUGAACUUAAGGUUGCUCGCGAGUUCAAUGAUUCCAUAAGUGGAGAAAAGCCGGAGAAGUGCAAAGUUAUUGUAUCGUCUCAUAACUAUCAUUAUACUCCUUCUGUUGAGGAACUUGGUAACCUUGUGGCAGAAAUACAAGCUGCUGGAGCUGAUAUUGUGAAGUUUGCAACUACUGCUGUUGAUAUUACUGAUGUAGCACGCGUUUUCCAAAUUACCGUCCAUUCCCAAGUUCCGAUUGUUGGAAUGGUUAUGGGUGAGAGGGGUUUGAUUUCACGGAUACUUUGUGCAAAAUUUGGUGGGUAUCUCACUUUUGGCACCCUUGAGUCUGGUAUAGUUUCAGCUCCUGGCCAACCAACGAUCAAGGACUUGCUGAAUCUAUACAAUUUCAGACAAAUUGGAGCUGAUACAAAAGUAUAUGGAAUUAUCGGGAAGCCUGUUGGUCACAGUAAAUCACCUGUUUUAUAUAAUGAAGCAUUCAAGUCAGUUGGUUUCAAUGGGGUCUUUGUGCAUUUGUUAGUGGAUGACAUUGCCAAUUUUCUCCAGACUUUCUCAUCCACAGAUUUUGCAGGAUUCAGUUGUACAAUUCCUCAUAAGGAGGCUGCAGUGAUUUGCUGUGAUGAGGUUGAUCCAAUUGCAAAGGCAAUAGGAGCUGUUAAUUGCAUUAUACGAGGACAAAAUGAUGGGAAAUUGUUUGGUUACAACACAGAUUAUGUCGGUGCUAUCUCAGCUAUUGAGGAUGGACUACGAGUUUCGAAAAAGAGUAAUGAUUCAGCUGGUUCACCUUUAGCUGGUAAGCUUUUUGUAGUCAUUGGUGCUGGUGGGGCGGGCAAGGCACUUGCUUACGGAGCAAAAGAAAAGGGAGCAAAGGUUGUGAUUGCUAAUCGAACUUUUGAACGAGCGAAAGAACUUGCAGACUUAGUCGGAGGAGAUGCUAUAUCUCUUGCUGCAUUGGAGAAUUUCCAUCCAGAGGACGGCAUGAUUCUUGCAAAUUCAACUUCUAUCGGAAUGCAACCGAAAGUCGACGAGACGCCCAUUCCUAAGAAUGCAUUGAAGCAUUACUCUCUGGUAUUUGAUGCGGUUUACACCCCAAAAAUAACCAGACUAUUGAGAGAAGCAGAAGAAUGUGGAGCCACAACUGUUUCAGGAUUGGAGAUGUUUAUUGGGCAGGCAUAUGGACAAUAUGAGAGGUUCACCGGAUUACCUGCACCCAAGGAACUGUUUCAAGAAAUCAUGUCAAAGUACUAAUUCCAGCUUCCUCUUCAAUCUAAUCAUAUAGAUGGCCUUCACUUCCAUGAUUAAUUAAAAUUAAUAUCUUUAUCUUCUCCCUUUGUCAUUUUGGGAGGCAGAAAAGGAAAUGUCACUUGAUUCAUUUUUUAGGAAAUUGUAAGAUUUAUUUCUUUUAUAUAAUGUUGGCAAAAUUUAUUCUGA
Molecule: messenger RNA, 2068 nt
Organism: Mercurialis annua (annual mercury)
Lineage: Eukaryota; Viridiplantae; Streptophyta; Magnoliopsida; Malpighiales; Euphorbiaceae
Product: bifunctional 3-dehydroquinate dehydratase/shikimate dehydrogenase, chloroplastic
Exons: 11
Coding region: 248-1885 (545 amino acids)
Biological process (GO): shikimate metabolic process; chorismate biosynthetic process
Molecular function (GO): 3-dehydroquinate dehydratase activity; NADP binding; shikimate 3-dehydrogenase (NADP+) activity
Source: RefSeq, a predicted model, not a curated record